Messenger RNA from Pollicipes pollicipes, 1904 nucleotides. RefSeq names its product trypsin-1. The transcript has 7 exons. Lineage: Eukaryota; Metazoa; Arthropoda; Thecostraca; Pollicipedomorpha; Pollicipedidae. Gene Ontology annotation, biological process: proteolysis. Bases 235 to 1374 code for a protein of 379 amino acids. The record is from RefSeq and is a predicted model, not a curated record. Gene Ontology annotation, molecular function: serine-type endopeptidase activity.
CUCAGUCGCCGCCGCUGCGCCGUACUCGCCGCAACGACGGAGCGCGUGCGACGGCCGCCCGGCUCCCCUGCUCCGGAGAGUUGAAAACGCGCCGGGCGCCUCCGUUGCGGGGAAAUUGGGAGCGGACGAACGUGCACCUCAGCCUGAGAGAUUCCAAAUAAGAGCGCGGUGUCGCGGUGCAUUUGAAGUGAGCGGUCUGUGAGACAAACUCUUGUGCCAAGAACACGAGCUACAAUGAGGUCGCGAAGCUGGGUGGUCGUGACGGGUAGUGCAAUAGUUGUGUUGGUGAUGUGCGCUCACAGAACUGAGGCCGGAGCUCUGCAAAGAGGACUCUUUGACGAUCUUCAAGCCCUCUUUAACAAGAACAAGACCAAGGAAAACGAAACCUCGGCCGCAACGACGGAGGCUCCGGACAUAAGCAAAUGCGAGGAAACGUGCCAGAACAAGUUUGCAGCGUGCGGUGUUCCCAACCGAGGUACUCGGGUGGUCGGUGGACGGCCGUCCCGCAUCAACGAAUACCCGUGGGCUGUGGCGCUGACAUACAGAGGUCGCUUCUACUGCGGCGGCAGUCUCAUCAACGAUCGCUACGUGCUCACGGCCGCACACUGCAUCAACGGGCUCAACCACAACAGGGUGGAGGUGACGCUGGGAGAGCACGACCGAAACCUGCCCUUCGAAGCCAUCACGCGCAAGAUCAAAGUGCUGUGGUGGCUGAAGCACCCCGAGUUCAACCCCAAGACGUUCAACAACGACAUUGCGCUGGUGCGCAUGAAGGAGUCUGUCAGCUUCAGCAGGAUCAUGCGACCGGUCUGCCUGCCAAGACCGGGGUACAACUACACGGGCGAGAAGGUGACGGUGGUAGGCUGGGGCCGGACGUCAGAGGGCGGCAGCACGGCCAACCUGCUGCAGGAGGUGCUGCUGCCGGUCUUCAGCAACGCCGAGUGUCGGGCACUGAAGUAUGACGCCGAGGAGAUCACGAGCAACAUGAUGUGUGCCGGCUACACGCAGGGAAAGAUUGACGCCUGUCAGGGUGACAGUGGGGGACCGAUGCACUGGCAGGCCAAGGACGGGAAGACUAAUAUCAUUGGAAUCGUGAGCUGGGGUCAAGGUUGUGGUCGUCCAGGCCUUCCCGGCGUGUACACACGAGUCUCCAACUAUCUCGACUGGAUCGAGCACAACACGCCCGACUCCUGCUACUGCGGCCGCAGAACUCCCAGACGGAGGCGCCACGCACCACAAAGCGCACGAGCAAACAGCGCGCGCUUCGUCAUGCGGGGCACCUCGCAUUCCGAAGACAACGCCGGCGGCGCCGGCCGCGCGCGGCGCGCCGCUACGCAACAGGACCUCAACGCACGCUCUCAUCGGCGGAGCUAGCGCGCGCUGGCGCCCGCAGAGCUGGCGCACGCGCCCAGUUGGCGCCUGGCCUCGGCUGGAGCGAGGCGUCCACGCGCGGCUGGCGGCGACUCGCGCCCGCUGUCAGCUGGCCGGCAAUUACCGCACGGCGGUGGCGGCGGAACGGCCGAGAAGUAGAACGGCCUGUGACCCAUUUCCGCCCGGCCGCCAGCAGCCGGGAGCGGGCCAAAACAGAAAGUCAUCGCUGUCGCAGGAUCGAGGCCAGAGGCUGCGCAGCUCGCCGACUCCCCAGUCCACCAAGACUCACGCGAGUCCAGGACCGCACGCGGGCUCGCGCCGGCGAGGCGCGUGAGUCGCGCACGCGAGUCGCGCGCGAGUCGGUCACCGCAGUCCGGCAAUUGGACCGAUGUGCGGUGUUUGUCUUUCAUGACCGGCGAGGAAGAUUGAAUUGGGAACUGCGAGUGACUGCGAAGCGCGUUACCAGUGAACGCGGGUCAGUGUGUGGACUGUGAAUUCGUUCUGACUCGGAUGUCAGCGUAGCGAACUGAGGC